Aspergillus affinis is the source of this 753-nucleotide messenger RNA. RefSeq names its product putative beta-glucosidase. Lineage: Eukaryota; Fungi; Ascomycota; Eurotiomycetes; Eurotiales; Aspergillaceae. The transcript has 2 exons. The record is from RefSeq and is a predicted model, not a curated record. Gene Ontology annotation, molecular function: beta-glucosidase activity. Bases 1 to 753 code for a protein of 250 amino acids. Gene Ontology annotation, biological process: glucan catabolic process.
AUGAUCCAACGGGUUCUGACACCAUACUACUAUUUCCAUCAGGAUGUGGAUUAUCCUGAAAUUGACGCAUCUUCUUAUGCCGUGACAGAAGCAACUUACGGCAUUUUAUCACCCAGCAGUGGUUCACCAGCGGGUCGCGAUGUUCGUGGAAAUCAUUCUGCCCUCAUUCGGGAAAUGGGUUCUGCCGGCAUUGUACUGCUCAAAAACCUGAACUAUAGUUUACCGAUCAAAUCUGGCAAGGUCAUCGGAGUGUUUGGUAACGAUGCCCCAGAUACUGGAACGCCCACAGUCGGUGGAGGCUCAGGCAGUGGCCGCAAUCCUUAUAUCGUAUCACCACUUGAAGCCAUCAAGGCCCGGGCGAAGACAGAUGGUUCUCGAGUGGUCUACCUGACAGACAAUGAUAUGAUUACAGACGGAGAAUUCAGGAGCAUCUACCCUUGGCCUGAUAUUUACCUGGUGUUCCUCAAGGGCUGGGUCAGCGAAGGAAAGGACCGGACGACCCUGGAAGCAGAUUGGAACUCGACCAUGGUCGUCAAAAAGGUUGCGUCAAUCUGCUCCGGACGAACUGUCGUGAUCACACAUGCUGGCGGUGUAAACUCAAUGCCCUGGGUAGACGAUGAGAAUAUCACAGCCAUCCUCGCUGCCCAUUAUCCCGGACAGGAAUCGGGAAAUUCCAUCGUGGACAUCUUGUGGGGUGAUGUUAAUCCUUCCGGAAAGCUCCCCUAUGCCAUUGCCAGACGGGAUUCUGACUAA